AUGGCGACCAUCGAUCCUGACUUCCCGUGUUCACUGGUCAUUCAUAUCCCCUUCCCAACCCGUCGUCUUGCCGAAGCUGCUCUACGCUCGCUGGCUGUUGAUGAGGAACUUUCGCCGCUUGUCAAACGCUCUUUCAGCCUCACAACUGUCAACCAAGAUAGCGCAGCAGACGCAAUAAAGGACUUGACCAUCUCCAGCAGCAGCGGCUCUAGUGACUCCAAGCAACUGGAUGCAGCAACCACAUCGAAGAGCGCCAACUCCGGCACCUUCGGCGACUUCACCGACGACGAGUCGAGGAGAGUCCUCCGUGUAGACUACAAAGCUUCCACAAAUCGCAUGCUCCGCGUCGCGGUCAAUGGCUUCUUCGAGUCACUUGGCGUCAUCAUCCAGGUUAUGGAGGAGCUCGACACCGAUGUCUUGCACGAGAAGGGCCUCGAAAGCCUUGAGGGUGCCCAAGGCAUCGAGCAAGGCAUGACUGGAGUUGCCGUGGCUGGAGUGUGA
This is a messenger RNA of Baudoinia panamericana UAMH 10762, 501 nucleotides long. RefSeq lists its product as uncharacterized. The transcript has 2 exons. Bases 1 to 501 code for a protein of 166 amino acids. The record is from RefSeq and is a predicted model, not a curated record. Lineage: Eukaryota; Fungi; Ascomycota; Dothideomycetes; Mycosphaerellales; Teratosphaeriaceae. Gene Ontology annotation, cellular component: EKC/KEOPS complex.